This is a messenger RNA of Suillus fuscotomentosus, 501 nucleotides long. RefSeq lists its product as uncharacterized. The record is from RefSeq and is a predicted model, not a curated record. Lineage: Eukaryota; Fungi; Basidiomycota; Agaricomycetes; Boletales; Suillaceae. The transcript is spliced from 2 exons. Bases 1 to 501 code for a protein of 166 amino acids.
AUGUCUCAUAUGUACCCACACUCACCCACCUGGGACUUACAGAAUUUGCAGCUCACUCCUGUAUCUACAGAUACUCCUUUCAAACAAGGCAGUUUCACCAAGGUCCCCUGUACUACCAAUGCACGUUACCAGAACUUCACAGUCAAUGCCAUGGGCAAGGAAAUGAAAAAUCAUUGCAUUGGCCUGAUGCCAGUCUGGGAAUUUCUCAAGGAGUUCCUGCCGACUUCAGAAAUACCAGGCCUUCUCCCUAUAAACUUCAAGAGUAGCACAUUUGAUAACACAGUUCAUGUUAAAGAUGAGGUGCAGCCUUAUGAACCAUUUAUUGACACCAUGAAAUAUUUUGCCUCCACUCUAUUGUUCAUUGAGACUUUCAACCAUCCAGACAUGAAACUUGCUAGGUCAUUUUCAUUCACCAUCAAACUGGAUAUCAGCAUAUAUGCUGAUGGAAUAUCGCAUGGCUGUGAUGUUUCUACUGCAGCACUCAUCAUCAAAUUGAAGUAG